Molecule: messenger RNA, 1671 nt
Organism: Ramularia collo-cygni
Lineage: Eukaryota; Fungi; Ascomycota; Dothideomycetes; Mycosphaerellales; Mycosphaerellaceae
Product: related to mRNA cap guanine-N7 methyltransferase
Exons: 1
Coding region: 1-1671 (556 amino acids)
Biological process (GO): 7-methylguanosine mRNA capping
Cellular component (GO): nucleus
Molecular function (GO): mRNA 5'-cap (guanine-N7-)-methyltransferase activity
Source: RefSeq, a predicted model, not a curated record
AUGCCUACAGAGGAACCACCGUCGGAGAAUGGCAUUGGCACCCGACGUGUAGCACCAAAGCGGAAACGCGAGACUCCAGCCUCGAAGCUCGCUGCUGCUCGAUCCAGCACAUCAAACACGCCGAACGCAUAUGCUCGUCGCAGCCCGCCGAGAGAUGCUCCGCGCCCUGGUAAUAUCAACGCCAGCUCCGACAGAGCACGCGACACUUCCCCUGGCAGGCAUGGAGAUCGAAAUGAUGAGAAUGGCGACAACUCCCCGCCUCGCAAGCUGAAGCGCCCCGGAGGUGGCUCUCGUAUAGCACAAGCGAACCGCGAAGCCGCAGAAAAGGUACGCAAGGAGCACGAGGCUGCAGCCAAAGCGUCGGUCCUGGGGCGACCCACAGCCAGCGCCGACAUCGUCGCCGAUCACUACAAUGCAGUUCCUGAGCGAGGCCGUGAAUGGAGGUCCAACGAGAGCAGAAUCAAAGGUCUCCGCAGUCUCAACAACUGGAUCAAAUCUACACUGAUUCAAAAAUUCUCACUCCCCGAGAACCCAGUGCAGAGUCUCAAGGUCUUGGACAUGGCGUGUGGUAAAGGGGGUGAUUUAGGCAAAUGGCGCAAGGCGCCGCAGGUGCCAGCUCUCUAUGUGGGAUGCGACAUUGCGAGCAAGUCAAUCGAGCAGGCGCAGGAUCGUUACAAAGAGGACAACUCUCGUGGCCCCCGAUUCCAACGUGGACCACAGAUGCACGCGGAGUUCUACGUUCACGAUACCUUCGGCAAAUCUCUACACGACAUCAAGAUUCUUCGAGAAGUCGGAUUUGAUCCAAAUGCCGGCCCAGGACCUAAUGUGAUUCAAGGGGGUAUGAUGACGGGUGGGUUUGAUGUAGUCAGCAUGAUGUUCGCCUUGCACUACUCGUUCGAGACGGAGAMGCUGGCGAGGGGAAUGUUGAGCAACGUUUCUGGCGCUUUGGUCAAAGGCGGUCACUUCAUUGGCGUUAUGCCUAACAGCGAUGUGAUCUCUGCAAACGUCAAGGCUUUGCUGUCAGGCGAGGAUGCUGGGAAGGACCCAAUCGAUGCCGCCACUGGCACGAGUGCUGCUGACGAUGACGACUGGGAUCCUGAAAAGCCGGCCGAUGCCUCUGAUGAUGACUGGGACCCUGAGAAGCCCGCUGACGGACCAGCAUCCGAUGAUGAUUGGGAUCCCGAGAAGCCUUCAGAAGCAUCUCAAAUACCCACCGAGACAGCACCAGAAGCCGCGUCAAAUGGCGACUCUACCUCACCAGCCAGUACCACUCUUCCAGAUCUAGAGUGGGGCAACGACAUCUACAAGGUCAAGUUCCCGAGAACGCAGCCUCUGACCGGCAAGCCUCUUCCAAAGGACGGCAUCUUCCGACCCGCAUAUGGCUGGCGUUAUCACUACAGUCUAGAGGAAGCCGUAGACGCAGCGGAAUUUGUCGUCCCAUGGGAGGCCUUCCGUGCGCUGGCCGAAGAGUAUGGGCUGGAGCYGCAGUACCGAAAGGGCUUCAGGGGUGUGCUGGACGACGAGUGCGAAGACCCUGAGCUGGGGAAGUUGGCGGAGAGGAUGAGGGUCAUGAGUCGAGAUAGGACUCAGGGUGACAACGGCUUGCUCGUGAGCAAAAUGGAGCGGGAGGCGGCCUUCUUCUACCAUGCCUUUUGCUUCCGAAAGGUUUGA